Messenger RNA from Arabidopsis lyrata subsp. lyrata, 1708 nucleotides. Its product is annotated as probable E3 ubiquitin-protein ligase ARI3. Gene Ontology annotation, molecular function: zinc ion binding; RNA-DNA hybrid ribonuclease activity; nucleic acid binding. Gene Ontology annotation, cellular component: cytoplasm; ubiquitin ligase complex. Gene Ontology annotation, biological process: positive regulation of proteasomal ubiquitin-dependent protein catabolic process; protein polyubiquitination; ubiquitin-dependent protein catabolic process. Bases 350 to 1564 code for a protein of 404 amino acids. The record is from RefSeq and is a predicted model, not a curated record. NCBI's taxonomy places the organism in Eukaryota, Viridiplantae, Streptophyta, Magnoliopsida, Brassicales, Brassicaceae. The transcript is spliced from 3 exons.
UUUUUAAUCAAAAAUAUUUUACUUUUUUUUUUUGGCUAAAUGACAACAAACUUACUAUUAUAUUGACAUAUUGUUUAGAUACUCAAUGGGUAUCUUAACCAAUGGAAGCCCACACUUAGAUGAGUUUCUCAGCUUAAUCUAAACUAAACAUAAUAUUAUUUUAUUAGUUAGAUACUUAAUGGGUAUAAAGUAUAAACUAAUGGAGGUGUUGUUAGGUUAACUUUUUUCUUAAAACCUAAUUUCCUUUUGCUUUUAGUUGGAGCCGCCUCUGCUCUAUAUGUAUAUUCUACGAGGCAUAAAACCUAUUACCUUAUAAAGACUAAAGGGAAGCAAAAAAAAAUCUGAAAGUAUGCACAGAAACUACAUGAAGGAAGAAGGCGUUCGAGUACGAGAAGAAGUCCCAAAACCCGCCGGAGAACCCUCACUUUACGGUUCAAGUUCUGACUCGCACAGCCUUUACUUCAAGGGUUUGAUAAGCUUUCAGACAACAACGGGUUUAUUGGCUGGAUUUGGGGUUGCAAUUUGCAGAGAAGAGGAUGAUAGUUUCUUGUUUAAGAACAAGGGUUCACUUAAUUACUCCGGCAUUACAGGUUGGGAGGCUGAGCUUAUGGCAUUGAAGCUAGGACUAGCCAAAGCCGUGAGUAUGAGGAUCAAUCAUAUCUCAAUUUAUUUUGAUGAUCCUGAGAUUUUUGAAUUGGUCAUGGGGAGAUCUGUGCCUAAGCAUGAGAAAAUCGCCAUGCUCAUAGAUGAUGUGCAACGCAUCAGACAACAAUUUACAUCUAGCAUCCCUAUUCUUGUGGCUAGAAAUCAAACUGAGUUUGUCUAUAAACUUGCCAAGGAAACAAUAGUUUCUAACACCAGCAUACCUAUGCGUCGUGGUUCUCAGAAGAAGACUUGUGGUAACUGCUUUCACGAUGAUGUGGAAGGUGAGAAGAUGUUUUCCGUUGCUUUAUGCAGUCAUCACUUCUGUGUGGACUGCAUGAAACAACAUAUAGAAGUUAGUCUAAACGAGGGAGUUGUACCGAGAUGUCCUCAUUAUGGCUGCACAUCAAACCUAACACUUAAAAUCUGUGCCCAUCUUUUGACACCUAAACUAAAGGAGAUGUGGGAACAUAGGAUAAAAGAGGAGUCAAUUCCUGUAUGUGACAGAUUUCAUUGCCCAAAUCCAAGGUGCUGGGCAUUGAUGUCGAAAACCGAGCUUGUUGAAUCUACUGAAGAUGGUGUUAGAAGACACUGCUUUAAAUGCCGUAAACACUUUUGCAUUACCUGCAAAGUUCUGUGGCAUAGUAACUUGUCUUGCAAGGAAUACAAGAGUUCGGUUCAAAAGCCUACUACAACAGUGUGGCGUCAAUGUAGAAGUUGCCAACACAUGAUAAAACUAUCGGGAAAAUGCAUCAAUGUCACUUGCAGGUGUGGCUAUAGGUUUUGUUAUGCGUGUGGAGCCCAAUGGAAGCUUGGAGGUUGCUCUCAUCAUCGCCAAGCGGUGAUGGAACUGGUGGUUGGUUUAGUCCUCAUUUUUCUUGUUUUCAUAGGUCUUUCAAUUAUUAUGCCCACGGUUAAGUAGAUGAUAAUGAUCAAGUACUAUUUACAUGGAUUGGUAUGGGAUUUUAGUCUAUGUGUUUGGAUCAACACAUAGAUGAAUAGUUGUUGUUUUGAAACACUUUCCAUCUCUUUUUAUUUGUUUAAUUUUAGACUUUUAAGAUUUUUU